UCCUUAAAAGGCUUUGUUCACCGUGAUUUGGCGGCUCGGAAUGUUCUUGUAGCAGACGACAAACGAGUGAAAGUCACAGAUUUCGGCUUGACUCGUGACGUGUACGAAGAGAGUGCCUACCAUGCUCGUGCACMGCGGAAACUUCCAAUCAAAUGGAUGGCACCGGAAUCACUUUACGACCACGUUUUCACAACAGCCAGUGACGUAUGGUCAUACGGUAUUUUACUUUGGGAAAUAGCUACAUUAGAUUUUGAGCAGCUUCUACAGGGCGAUGACGAGUACUUGGACCUUGCUCAACUGGAAAACAGCCAUGAUUGCUUAUACUCACUGCCUUCGUUUGAGAAUUCCRGUGAAGACAAUAGUGCUUUGAGUUCAGAAAAUAAAGAUCUCAAUGAUAACAGUAGUGUUGAAUGUGGAAUAAGAGUCGGUAAAAUUAGUGAGGAUUUGAAAACUGACGAUACAGAAGCAUAAAGUCGAUGCUACACGAGGCGAUUUUUUGAUAAAAUAACCAAAUUCUUAGAUUUAUGGAUGUGUCAACACGUGGCGAGGAUUUUUCAGCUUCAAAAGACUUGCAACUUGAAAGAAGAUACAGCAACUGAUUUGACGAGUGUAAAAUAUUUUUUGUUAAUCAGAAACCAGGAUCGUCAACAAACACAAUUUCCACAGUUUUGAUUAUUUGUCAUGAAAAAUUGUAAGGAAUAUUAAAAAGAACUCCACUCGUGUAGCAUGAACUAUCAACUCAAGACUCGUAUCGUUGAAAUAUCAUACGUAACAUCAGCUUUGAUGCAAUCAAGUAACUGCAUAUUUCUAGCAUAAUAAUUGCCAUUUUCUCAGCAAAGAGAGAAAUGAAUUUGACAAGGUUGGCAAAUAAAUUACUACUAAUAAAAAGAGAAAAAAUAAUUAACAGUAUUCUGUUAAUUGUAAAUUAUUGUAUGAACUCAUAAUCAACUAGCCAGUGUUUAGUUUUUAACUUGCAAAUACUGUUUUUUGAAUAAAUAGUUUGGAAUUA
Exaiptasia diaphana is the source of this 1009-nucleotide messenger RNA. RefSeq names its product proto-oncogene tyrosine-protein kinase receptor Ret. Gene Ontology annotation, molecular function: ATP binding; transmembrane receptor protein tyrosine kinase activity. The record is from RefSeq and is a predicted model, not a curated record. Lineage: Eukaryota; Metazoa; Cnidaria; Anthozoa; Actiniaria; Aiptasiidae. Gene Ontology annotation, cellular component: signaling receptor complex. Gene Ontology annotation, biological process: multicellular organism development; positive regulation of kinase activity; cell surface receptor protein tyrosine kinase signaling pathway.